AAAUUAUUCCAUCCGAUGUAAUGGAAAAUAGAAAUGAAAUGUUAUAUAUCAAUUUUGGAUUUCCGGGUUUGAUUAAUGACCCUCUUAGCUACUUAGGUUCAUACAAUAUAUUUACCAUAAGGUUCUCCAUUCCCGCAGUAUAUGCGUUUCCUGUUAACGAAAACAUGUGGAGUUUGAUAGUUUUUUGGACUUUGAUUUUGGUUUCAACAGGCUCUAAAAAUUUGAAAUGUACAGACCGUCCCGUGGAUCUGGCUUUUGUUAUCGAUUCCUCAUCCAGUAUCUUUCCAAAUGACUUUGUAAGACAAUUGGAAUUCUUGGAGAACCUCACCGAUGAAUUGGAAGUUGGUACUUUGCUUAACCAGUCCAGGGUUGGGGUAAUUUCUUACAGCGAUGAACCGAAACUGGAAUUCACUCUGAAUGAUUACACCGAGAAAAAGGACGUUGUCUCCGCCAUAAGAAGAAUAAAUUAUCUGUCUGGUGGUACGAACACUACAGCUGCCAUCAAUUUAGCUGUUGACAAGAUUUUCACAGAAGAGAAUGGUGCCAGGAAAGAGGCAGACGACGUAAUUGUUGUUAUUACUGAUGGAGAGAGCUUCUCGGAGAAUGAAACAAAAGCAGCAGCCCUGCAAGCGAGAAAGUUGGGAAUCGUCAUCUUUGCGAUCGGCAUUGGACCCAAUGUAAAUGCAAAAGAGCUGCGUCUGAUUGCAGGAAACACGGAUCAUAUCUACCAAGUGUCCAGCUAUGCAGAUUUGAGAAGUAUAGCAGAUAUCUUGAUUAAUAAGACCUGCGUAGAAAUUAACAAUACAAUAACAGAGAAGACUGAACAGAAAGAUAUCCCACGUAAUAAAACAGGGAUUGUCGAAAGAUGUGGAGGGGAACCAGCUGACGUUCUCUUUCUACUAGAUUCUUCGAGCAGCAUACAUCCUAAUGAUUUUAAGAAACAACUGAGCUUCGUGAAAACGAUAAUCAGCGCAUUUGAUAUCAGCCCCGGAAAGACAGCAGUGGGUGUAUCUACAUUCAGUGAUGAAUUUCAGUUCGUCUUCCACCUCAAUGAUUUUACUACCAAGGAAAGUAUUUUCAAAGCUAUCGACAAUGUUCCAUAUUUGCGAGGCGGAACAGACACUGGAAAUGCCUUUUGGAACGUACGAAAAUAUGGCUUUGAAGUUGCUAGACCCAACAUUGCCCAUAUUUUGAUACUUAUUACAGAUGGUCUAUCACGGGAUCCUUUAGAGACUAUCAAGCAAGCAAACAUUCUUAAAGAAUCUGGAGUCUAUAUAUUUGUCAUAGGCGUUGGGCCCUAUGUAGACAAGAACGAAUUAUUGUCUAUGGCUAACCCUUCGUAUAAAGAUCUUAGUUUUGUUUUCAGCGUGUCCACCUUUGACGCUUUACAAUCUAUUGACAAUCUCCUUGCCACGAGAACAUGCUUAAUUGCUAGACAACAAAUUGGAAAUUAUUCCCUUUGUACCAUGGCGAAACCCGUUGACAUUUUGUUUGCUUUCAAUGCCGCCUCAAUAGGUGAUCAGAACAUUCAACUUAUUUUGAAUACACUUCGGAAAUUUGGGAAUUUACGAUUUCAAAACGAAGCAGAUAUACACCUCGGUAUCAUCUCUGAAUCGUGCGUAUACGGCGGCGACAUUCCUAUACAAAACCCGAACACCAAGUUAAAUGUGUCAUUUGAUAAAAUGACGUCCAUCAUUAAAAAAGUGAAAACACACGGAAUGUCAACAAAGAAUGGUGCUAGAAGCAACACAGUUCAUGUUGUCGUUUUUGUGGUGAACGAACACCUGGAAAAGGAAGAUGAACUGGAUAUCAUUGGACUGGAGACCAUGGUUGACAAAAUUUACGUUGUUUACGUAGGAGACAGUCACAGGAAAGAAAUCUUCCUGUCUAUUUCCUCGCCUACUGUGAAGAUUCUUUCUAUGAUUAACUUCAAUAGUAUAGCAGGACUUUAUGAUUACUUUCUGACGGAGUUGUGUCAAAACAAGCAGAAAUAAGGAUGAGGCAAUAACCUCCUUCCUCCCAAAAACAGAACACAAAAGAAAAACAUAUACUUUAUUUCUGAGUAAAAUAUAUAUCUACAUGUAGCAUGUGUGUAUUUUUCUCUAAUUUAUUAAGCAAUUAAUAAAAUUUACAGUCGAAA
Messenger RNA from Ostrea edulis (European flat oyster), 2140 nucleotides. RefSeq names its product collagen alpha-6(VI) chain-like. The record is from RefSeq and is a predicted model, not a curated record. NCBI's taxonomy places the organism in Eukaryota, Metazoa, Mollusca, Bivalvia, Ostreida, Ostreidae. The transcript has 6 exons. The coding region runs from base 21 to 1994 and encodes 657 amino acids.